Marmota monax (woodchuck) is the source of this 4095-nucleotide messenger RNA. RefSeq names its product palmitoyl-protein thioesterase 2 (gene Ppt2). Lineage: Eukaryota; Metazoa; Chordata; Mammalia; Rodentia; Sciuridae. The transcript is spliced from 7 exons. Gene Ontology annotation, cellular component: lysosome. The coding region runs from base 69 to 836 and encodes 255 amino acids. Gene Ontology annotation, molecular function: thiolester hydrolase activity; palmitoyl hydrolase activity. The record is from RefSeq and is a predicted model, not a curated record.
UAGGCUAAAGGACCUGGUGUGGGAGCAGGAGGGGGAGGCUUGAUGGCUGGGCAUCUGUUCCGAAGGUAAUGGGUGUUGUCAUCUACCUCAUGGGCCCUCAUUCUACCUUCUUAGGCGGGAGCAUGCUGGGGCUCUGGGGGCAAAGGUUCCCCUCGGUGUGGGUCCUGCUCCUGUUGCCGUUUCUGCAGCUGCUGCUGCCUGCAGUCCCCGCGUCCCACAGCGCUUCCUACAAGCCGGUCAUCGUGGUGCACGGGCUCUUUGACAGCUCAUACAGCUUCCGCCACCUGCUGGAAUACAUCAAUGAGACACAUCCUGGGACUGUGGUGACAGUGCUCGAUCUCUUCGAUGGCAGAGAGAGUUUACGGCCUUUGUGGGAACAGGUACAAGGGUUCCGAGAAGCUGUGGUUCCCAUCAUGGCAAAGGCCCCUGAAGGAGUACAUCUCAUCUGCUACUCCCAGGGGGGUCUGGUGUGCCGGGCACUGCUCUCUGUCAUGGAUGACCACAAUGUGGAUUCUUUCAUCUCACUCUCAUCUCCACAGAUGGGACAGUAUGGAGACACAGACUAUUUGAAGUGGCUAUUUCCCACCUCCAUGCGGUCUAACCUCUACCGGAUCUGCUAUAGCCCUUGGGGUCAGGAAUUCUCCAUUUGCAACUACUGGCAUGACCCCCACCAUGAUGACUUGUACCUCAAUGCCAGCAGCUUCUUGGCCUUGAUCAAUGGAGAAAGAGACCAUCCCAACGCCACUGCAUGGAGGAAAAACUUUCUUCGUGUGGGUCGCCUGGUGCUCAUUGGGGGUCCUGAUGAUGGUGUCAUUACUCCCUGGCAGUCCAGGUAAACUAAAGCACAAUAUCAAAACCAGGAAAUAAGCUGGGCAUGGUGGUACGCGCCUGUAGUUCCAGCACUCGGGAAGCUGAGGCAGGAGGAUCAGCUGAGCCCAGGAGUAUGAGACCAGUCUGGGCAACACAGCGAGACCCCAUCUCAAACCAACCAACCAACCAACCAGGAAGUUAACAUUGGUACAAUGUAUGUUUGUGGUUCUGUGCCAUUUUAUUAUUUUCUACCAGCACUUUAUUUACCAAGACUAUUGUAACACCUCCAGCCUCGUCUCUCUAUGGCACUAUGUGAUUGUCUCUGUUGUAGGUCAUCAUGAGUGAUCUGAAAUGUCACCUGAGUUACCUUACUUAACAAAUAUUUAUUGAAUUCUAUGUGCCCAGCUGCUAUUCUGGGUUCUGGAAAUGCAGCAGUAAAUAAAAAAGAAAUCACUGCUAUUAUGUAGCUUACAUUCUAGUGGGUAGAGAAAGUAAAUUAGACUAGACUUAUUUAGAUAAUAAAUGUAAAUAUAUAUGUCAGGUGGCAAUAAAGGAAGGCAGGGGAGGCAUCAGAGGAUGCUUAGGGCCUGUUUUAAUGCUCAAAGAAGGCAUAAUGGAAGAGCUGCAACUUGAGCAGAGGCAGAAGGAAGUGAGAGAGGGAGUUGUAUAACAGAGGAGGAAGAAGACCCAAGCAGCACCUGCAGAGGGCCUGGGGCAGGUGUGAGUAAUGAGGCUGAUAUAGGAAGAGCAGGAAGAGUUCAUGAGAGGAAGAAAAAGAGGUAGUGAGGACCAGUUGUGUUGAGUUUUUGCAGGUUAAAGUAAGGCCUUACUUUAUUCUCUUUUUCUUUUUUUGUAUGUGAUAAAAUAUAGAUAACAAUAGGUUGGGGAUACAGUUCAGGGAUACAGCACUUGUCUACCAUGUGUCAGGACCUGGGUUUGAUCACAAGCACCAGAAAAAAAAAAUAGGUAGUAAAAAUUACCAUUUUAGUCCAGGCAGUACAUACCUGUAAUCCCAGUGACUCAGGAGGCUAAGGUAGGAGAAUCACAAGUUUGAAGCCAACCUUGACAAUUUAGUCUCAAAAUAAAAAGGGCUGAGGGGCUGGGGAUGUGGCUCAAGUGGUAGCGCACUCGCCUGGCAUGCAUGCAGCCAGGGUUCGAUCCUCAGCACCACAUAGAAACAAAGAUGUUGUGUCCGCCGAAAACUAAAAAAUGUUAAAAUUCUCUCUCAAAUAAAUAAAAAGGGCUGAGGGUAUGCCUCAGUGAUAGAAGGCCUCUGGGUUCAAUCUCCAGUACCACACACACAAAUAAACAAACAGGUGUGGUGGUGCAUACCUGUAAUCUGAGCUACUUGAGAGACUGAGACAGAAGGAGUGCUAGUUUGAGACCAGCUUCAGUAACUUAGCAAGACCCUGUCUCAAAAUAAAAAAUAAAAAUGGGCUGAGAAUGAAGCUCAGUGGUGAAGUGCCCCUGGGUUCAAUUCUCAGUACUUUGAAAAAAAAAUCCUAUUAUUAUUAUUAUCUUCUUUUGACAUUUAAGGAAACACAGGGCAAAGAGAUUAAAUAACUUGCCUACAUUUAUAGUGUUCCUAAGUGGUGAGGUCAGGCUAUCUGACUUUUUUUUUAAUUUUUUUUUGUUUAGUUGUUGAUAGUCCUUUAUAUUUUUCGUGGUGCUGAGAAUCGAACCCAGUGCCUCACACAUGCCAGGCAAGUGCGCUACCACUGAGCCCCAGCCCCAGCCCAGGCUAUCUGACUUUUAAUCACAAUGUUUUACUUCCUCUUGAUAAAGGAGGUAUUCUUUAUAGGACAAUGAGGACAAGUAACAUACUGAGACAUACACAUGGGGAGAGUGUGGCAGAACUGGGGUUCAAAUUCAGGCCUGUGUGUGUGUCCCUACCACUUUCUUACACCUUCUACAAUAUAACCCCCAGACCCCCAGACCUCCAGCCCAGCUUUCCCAUGUGCCCAGCUGUGUCUCUGUGGCUUUGCUCUUGCUGUUUCCUUUAUCUGGAUACCCGUCCAGGAGCACCACAGGGAAAUUUUGUUGAUGCUGUAAAAACUAAAGUAAUGGUCCCUUCUCUGAUCCCACAGUCCACUGAACUUUUUCAGCAUUUGUGAAGUUAUUCACAGUGAGGUUCCACUCAGUGCCCAUGACAGUUAAAUACUCUUUAAUUUAAAAAUGUGUAAUUAAUCCUGAGAAUCACACAAAAAAACUGUUUUAAAAGAAAUUUUAUUUUGAAGUAAUUUUACACCUAAGAAAAACAAAGCCAGGCAUGGUAAUGGCAUGGUAUCCCACAUACCAAGGACAUUAAGUCAGGAGGAUUGCAAGUUUGAGGCCAAUCUGGGCAACUUAUUGAGACCUAUCUCAAAAUUUAAAAAAAGAAGAAAAGGAAAAGGGUGGGCAGGAUGUAGCUCAGUGGUAGAGUGGUUGCUUAGCAUGUGGAAGGCCCCAAGUUUAAUUCCCAGCAUGGAAGGAAGGAAGCCAAGUUAGUACAAAGCAUUUCUUUCUUUUUUUUUUUUUAAAUUCUUUUGAGACAGGGUCUUUCUAAAUUGCUGAGGCUAGCCUCAGACUUGUGAUCCUCCUACCUUAAUCUCUUGAGUCACUGGAAUUACAGGCCUGUGCCAUUGCACCUGGCUUGUAUACUCUUCACCUAAAUUUCCCAAAUGUUAACAUUUUACCAUGUUUACAUUAACAUAUUUUCUCUGUCCCCUUAAAUAUAUGUAUAUUUAUGCAUACAUGUUAAUAUUUAAAUAUAUUCAACAUUUACAAAAAAACAUUUUUUUUGUGUGAACCCUUUGAGAGUAUUCUGUAGACAUGAUAUCUCUUUACAUCUGUAUAUUUUAGUGUGUCAGGCUGUAUUUCCUAUAAGCAGGAUGUUCUUUUAUGUAACCACAGUAGUUUUCAAGUGGAAAAUUAAUAGAGACAGUAAUGUAAUUUUUUGGGGGGAGGGGGGUGGUUAUUGGGGAUUGAACUCAGAGGUGCUUAACCACUGAACCAUAUUCCCAGCCCUUUUAUAUUUUAUUUAGAGACAAGGUCUUGCUGAGUUGCUUAGGGCAUACUAAGGUUGACCUCAGACUUACAAUCCUCCUUCCUCAGCUUCCUGAGUGGCUAAGAUUACAGGCAUUCACCACCAUGCCUGGCUGUCCUCAGACCUUUAAAAAAAAUUAAAAAUUUUUAUUUUUACAUAUAUAGAUGGACACAUAUCUUUAUUUUAUUAUUUAGUCUUAUGUAGUGGUGAGGAUUGAAUCUAGUGCCUCACAUGUGCUAGGUAAGCACUCUACCACUGAG